Molecule: messenger RNA, 2495 nt
Organism: Camellia sinensis
Lineage: Eukaryota; Viridiplantae; Streptophyta; Magnoliopsida; Ericales; Theaceae
Source: RefSeq, a predicted model, not a curated record
AUUAUAUCAUUCCCAACGAAGCCCUCUCUCUCUCUCCUACUCUCUCUACGAAGCGCUCUCUCUCUCCUACUCUCUCUAGUUACUCUUUACGAUUUUUAGCACUCCUCUCUGAAGAAUUUUACAAAUCAGCAAGACCCAGAUCGAGAUCAGAGGAAUAAUAGUGGCAUGGGAGAUUCCGCUGGAAUGACAAUUGAGUUCCUCCGGGUGCGGUUGCUGUCUGAAAGAUCUGUCUCAAGGACUGCAAGACAGAGAGCUGAUGAAUUGGCCAAGAGGGUAGUGGAGCUGGAGGAACAUCUUAAGUUAGUCUGUCUCCAAAGAAAGAAGGCAGAAAAGGCAACAUCUGAAGUUCUUUCCAUUUUGAAUAACCAUGGGAUAAGUGAAUUCUCUGAAGAAUUUGACUCAAGCUCUGACCAGGAAGCCACCCAUUGUGAGUCUAAAGUUGGUAAUAGUUUCCCAAACGAGGAGGAAAGAUCAGUGAGUUCGAAGGCGUGGGGAAAUCAUAUGGAUGAAUUUUCUGGUUAUGAUCUUGAAUCGUCUCGUUUACCUGGUAGAAGCUUGUCUUGGAAAAGUGGAAAGGAUUCUCCACAUACCCAUGAGAAGAAGUACGUGGAUUCUUCCACUAGAAGGCAACACACUUUUGCAUUCACUACAUCUGCAUCACUUAAACGCCGUGUUGGUAAAUCUUGUCGCCAGAUACGACGGAGAGAGACAAUUGUUUGGGUUGUCAGAUCAGCAGUUGAAGAGUCACAAAUUGACAGUAGCAUGUUAUCUUGUCAAGACAAUGGAGCUACAUACUCAGAAGGAGCUACAUGCUCAGAAGGAGCUACUUGCUCAGAAGGUUCUACUUUCUCUGACAUUGGGCCUGAGAUCUUCACAGAAAGUUCUGAAAAGCCAGAUUCAAAAAUCUUACUUGAAGGUCCACUUUCAGGGGAUUUCGAAAAUCAAAGACCAGUAACUAAUGCUAGCAAUUAUUUGAAUAUUCAUGGAAGUAACAAAGACAUGGAAAGAGCACUGGAACACCAGGCGGAACUCAUAGGGCAAUAUGAAGAGGAGGAAAAAGCUCAAAGAGAAUGGGAAGAGAAGUUCAGAGAGAAUAACAACAGUACACAAGAUUCAUUUGAACCUGGAAAACGCUCAGAUGUGACAGAAGAAAGGGAUGGGACCAAGGCAGACCAAGGCAAAAAGUUGACGGUGGAAGAUGUUCCCGUCAUUAAAGAACUGUCCAAAAGUCAAUCUGAUGGCUUUCAGUCACCUCCACAAGACAUGCUUGCUUAUGAAUCCCCUACUUCACAUUUUGUAUUCCCUGUAGCUACAGAGAAACAAGAUCAACACCAUUCAGGAAACUACAAUGUUCCGCCAUCACAUAGCUAUUGUCAUGGUUCACAUCCGGAGAGUCCUGCUAGCAAUCAGUCGACACAAAUUGUCCCUUCUCAUGCUAGUUCAUGUAAAGAAGAUAGUUUGGGGAGCAAUAAUGAUCGCUAUGCGUUGGUAAAACAUGAAACGCCCAAUGAAUUAGGUUCUGUGCUGGAGGCACUACAUCAUGCUAAGUUAUCGCUGAAAAACAAACUCAAUACCUUGCCAUCCAUAGAUUCUGGGUCGGUUAGGAAAGCAAUUGAAUUUUCUGUUGGGAACAGUCCUGGGGUUCCAGUUGGAUUUGCAGGGCUUUUGAGAGUGCCAUCUGAUUUUCACUUCAAACCAACUACUAAAACUAACGUUCUGGGUUCAAAUUCUCAAUUGAGUUUGACAAAUUACUAUCCUGGUACUGGAAGUGCCCCAACUGCAGGUGAUCGAUUAAUCACCAGUCCUGCAGAGUCCAGGUCAAGUGUUUCUACCAGUGAUAUACAUCUCACCUUCCCGAUGAACCUCCACAUGGACAGGAGCUGGGUGCCACCGGAGACUUGGUCAAGAUUUCCUUCUCACAAGCCGUUGUUUGGUCCUAGUUUGGAUACAGGUCUACCUUUCUCCAGUAGAUUUACCUAUAAUGAUCUGAACAAGGAUCCAAAUGUAGCCUCUUCAAGUGCAUACACUUCUACAUAUCCCUUCUAUCCAGACCUGACGCCACAGAUGCCCACUGAUGAAGGAUUACAACGCUCUUCAAGUGUGCCUCCAGCAGAUCACUUCUCCCUCUACAGUAACCAUCUUAGGCCACCAAAUAUGUAUAGAUUUUAACUUCGGUUGCUCAUUUUGCAGCACAACCAUGAAUUAAGUUAGGAAUGAGGGUUUUGAAGAGUUUUCUAUAUCUAUAUAUGUUAUUGUGUGAAAUAUGGGUGUUCAAGGUCAUGGGGGGUUUUCAGGAAUCAUGAGACAUAUUAUGCAUCUUUCAUCUGGUUGUGUGUAUUAUUGUACUAGAUUUUAGUUCCCCCAUUUUGACACUCUUACCUUCUGGGUUCAAUUUUUGUGUGUACACAAGCUACUAGAAAGUUUGAAGUAAUUUUUGAAGUGAAAUACUUUGAUAUAUAUGGAAAGCCAAAAAACAAGUUUCUACCAGCUUCAAA